Molecule: messenger RNA, 1631 nt
Organism: Suillus paluster
Lineage: Eukaryota; Fungi; Basidiomycota; Agaricomycetes; Boletales; Suillaceae
Exons: 5
Coding region: 178-1359 (393 amino acids)
Source: RefSeq, a predicted model, not a curated record
GAGAAAUGGAGUAGCGCCUAAAGGAUAAGUCGAAAUAUCCGCGGCCGAGAAUGGGAAUCCUCAUGUCUUCUGUCUUUUGGCACGAGGCUAUUUUAUUUGAUACUAGUAUCAAACUAGUAUCAAUUCGAUAAAUUUCCCUAUCUCUUUCCUAACCACGCAACUACCACAACACUGACCAUGCAUUCAGCUUACCCGAAAUCAAACUUUCCUUACUAUGGUCAGCCAUGCCACACUUAUUACCCUCCUGGCUAUCAGCAUCAGCCUCGUCAACCCUUUCCUUCUUCAGAUCCAUACACUUCACCACCAUGGCCUCGAGAAAAUUAUCUGAGCACUCCAUACCCACAACCUUAUCCUGAUAUCAGUACCCAGUUCAUUCAACCAACGCCUGAACCGGCCCCGCCUCCACCACGCAUCAAGCGCGCUAAUACAGCACGUGCAAAGACCUCCCAUAAUCCCGAAAAGCCCCAACUAAAAUCUGCAAUGAAAAAGAACGGUGGCCUUCGCCGCUCAGAGACCGUUAGCGCCGUGCCACCUCCUCUUGAGCGCACUCGAACUUCUUCCAGUGCACGCCAGCGCCUCAUGCCCAUGACCCGCACCAGCGUCACAAACCCGUCCUACCUUCCAGAACACAUGUUUGUCUCUUUUCACAGCGCAAACGAGCUCCGCUUGGGCAAUGUCGCCUUCCAGGAUACCAUGGAAGAAAUCAAGGAAAACAUCAUUCCUAUGUGGCCACAUGGCGUAUCCACAGCAAUUCCCGUCCUCCACGCUUUUCGCAUUCUAUUUAACAGGAAUCCGUGGACUGCCACUGGCAGCGAGGGUGUCAUCGCACAAAAAAUGAUAUGCGAACUCUUUACCUGCCUCGCGCGCAACGGUUAUCAGUACCGUACUUCUCUCAGCACUGGGUAUUCCUAUCCUCAGUUGGUAUUUCAAGAUAGUGGUCCCGAUGAACACUGUGACUUCUUUGCCGCACAUAUCUCGCGCUCAGGACACAGGAUGACCCUCGUUCGACCCCCCCGUCGUGUUGGCGAGCAGAUAGGCCCCCGUCUCCGCAAUGCAUGGCCAUAUAAAAUCGCAGGAGACAGAACGAGUGAAGACGAGAUCUACACUAUCGAGCUCAAAAGGAAUGCAAUUGGCACCCCUGAGUUAAGCAAAGACAUAUUUGCAGCAUCCGCAUUAAAGGAAAUAAGUACCAUGGGCUACAAGCUUGAAGCCACCGUUCCCCUUGCGCGUACGGGAAUGCUUGGUUUCGGGAGCAAGAAGGAAGUCUGGAUUUUCCGCGGGACGAGGGUACGUUCGCGUGCCGGCUCGCGCGCUGGUUCACGCGCUGGUUCACGCGCCGGCCAGAACGGUGAUCAUUGAGAGGAAGAACCAAGCUCUAGCGUCAACGGACGACUCAGCCCCUCGGAGAGUUCCCACACUCACCGCCUCAAUGACAGGGCAUAGCGAUGACAAGACAAGACUGCAAACGACGAUUCAUGACGUGUUGACGAUGUACAACUUACCAUAUGUAUUUAUAGUUCUAAUUCUGCUCUGACAGAAUACCCUUUCACAUACAUACUACGUACGGGCUAUGUGUAUUUUGCAUGUGUAAUACCAGUGCUAUCGGGCCCCACUCCACCUACAGUCGAACU